AUGGAGGGCUCGUUUUCCGGCGUGAUGAAUCAACCAGAUCGGGGGGAAUUGGGAGGGAAUCCGAUGGUUGUUCAGCAGUACGCGAGAUAUCCACCAGCGAUGGAGCCUGCGCUGCCCAGUGCCUCGUCCAUUGAUAGCUCUCGCAGUCGAGUGGCUGCCUCCAAAUCACCUUCACUUCAGCAUAAAGAGACCCCGCGCAGUCUACAGACAUCCCCGACAGUUCAGCGAUCAAUGAUUCAUCGACCACCGUCGGUGCGGUCGGGGCCGUCAAUGUCCCCUCCAGUGUUUGAUUCAAUGCGCCAGAGACAAUCGAGAGAGUCAAUGGACCAAGCAGAGGCCCGGACACUGCCUCCACGAGAUAUUACGGAUCAAAAUAUUGACGAUGCAUAUGUGGCGUUCAUUUUCUACUGCAACCCCAAUGUUCCCAGUUCCGUGGACUCGUCUGAGCUACGGAAGACGUUUCGAUCGCCUCCUCGCAGUGAUGGAAAGAGCUUUAGCAUCUUCAGCUUGUGGGAGCUGAUCCAGAGGUUUGACGCCAAGGAAGUGAAAACGUGGAUUCAAUUGGCCAUUGAGCUUGGAGUUGAGCCUCCAUCUAUUGAGAAGAAGCAGAGCACGCAGAAGGUGCAGCAAUAUGCUGUUCGACUCAAGCGCUGGAUGAGAGCGAUGCAUGUUGAUGCUUUUUUCGAGUUUUGCCUUGAUCAUCCUCAUUCAUACUAUACACAGCGCCCCGCCGCCAAUGCAUUGGUCAGCGAUAGUCGUGACGGGGUUCCAUUGGAAGAAGAUCUUGCUUUGCGGGCACUUGUCCCACAAUGGAAGCCAAAGCGAGGCAGGAAGAGGGCAGAAGACAAGGAAGACGACGAAAAGCCAGCUAAACGGCCUCAGUUGGAUACUUCUGUCGGAAUCUUACAUGGUGGCCCUUUUCAGCCACAUUCUGCUGCCUUUCCCCAGAGUGCAAUUCCUUUUAGCGCUUUUCCAGACGAAGUGGAGUCUCAUGACCCGUGGAUGACAGCAACGUCUGCAUUCCCGGCCGAUGCGCCGCAAACUCAGCAGGGACAGGAUUUAAGAUGGCGCGCCCUCGAACGCGAUGCGUCUCCCGCCAAUUACCCGCAAUCAGCCAUUAUUCCUCGAGGGCAUCACCCCUCAGAUGUCUUUCUCUCUGCUGAGCCACGAUCAGCAAUCACGCCUCCCCCUGGUGACAAGGCACGAUCACGCAGACGCCAUGGGCCAGCUGUGUCGUCCGCUUGGCCCAGCAGCAACGGUUCAUCCACCGGAAAAGCUCGAGGCCGACCACCAAAUCGUGGAAUUGUUUCGGGUCCAUUUUCUUCGUUCCCUGUGAAUCCGGCGCGUGACGAGUCAUCUCAUGGGGAGCAUUCCGCUCGACCGACCUCUGCAGUGGGAAUGGACCAAAAUCCUUUUAAUCAAUUUCACUCGCCUACCCCUUUCCAGCAAGGUGCUAAACCCGGAAAACUUCAACUACAAGUUCCGCAGAAUACAGGUGCACCUGUCCGUCUAGCAACACCGCCUACAGUCAUGGUGAACGGAACUGAUCCAUCAAGAGCUGAGCCUGCGCCUGAUACUUUGGGUGCACAGCCAACCGACAUUAAACCUGAUAACCUGUAUGAGGAGCUCGUGCGGGUGUUCGCGGAUGAAAUUCGGCGCGCAGACAUGGGAAGUAGACAUUCGCCAUUUAGACCUGAUGAGGCACGCGGUCUAGCAAGGGCUGCUAUCAAGCAAGUCACGUCUUCGUUGCCAAACCUGUCUCAAGCAAGUUCGACGCGCUUGGUCGCCUUUCAUCUCGGAUUCGGGUCACUUGCUGGUUAUCAAGGGCCCAUUUCCGGGUCCACGGUGGUGCACGGGCAUUCAUCAUCCAUGGUCCUUGGAGCAAAUAUACCUUCCGGGUUUAUAUAUAGAGUCGAACGCGAAUACACCUAUGGCUCUGGCCUUGUAACAAAGGUCACCUGUCGCGGGCUGCGCAUUGAGCCCGACGAUAAAAUAGACACCGCAUCGCAAACCGAGGAAUCCAAUAACAUAAACGAACUGGAUGGUCAUAGUGACGCGGAAUUCGAGGUCGACGGUUCUGAGAACGGCGUAUCAGACGCUACAUGGAAACAGCGGUAUAUGCGCCUUCGAGCGCAAAUUCAGAAGAAGGAGAAAUCUUUGUCGCAGUAUAAGCGCAAGAUAAUGGAGUCUGUCAUGGCGGAAAUUUAG
This is a messenger RNA of Aspergillus ruber CBS 135680, 2208 nucleotides long. It is a transcript of the gene abp2, whose product is annotated as putative ARS binding protein Abp2. Bases 1 to 2208 code for a protein of 735 amino acids. The record is from RefSeq and is a predicted model, not a curated record. Lineage: Eukaryota; Fungi; Ascomycota; Eurotiomycetes; Eurotiales; Aspergillaceae. Gene Ontology annotation, molecular function: DNA replication origin binding. The transcript has 2 exons.